This is a messenger RNA of Nematolebias whitei (Rio pearlfish), 1320 nucleotides long. It is a transcript of the gene emc2, whose product is annotated as ER membrane protein complex subunit 2. The transcript is spliced from 11 exons. Gene Ontology annotation, biological process: protein folding in endoplasmic reticulum. The record is from RefSeq and is a predicted model, not a curated record. Gene Ontology annotation, molecular function: protein binding. Gene Ontology annotation, cellular component: EMC complex. NCBI's taxonomy places the organism in Eukaryota, Metazoa, Chordata, Actinopteri, Cyprinodontiformes, Rivulidae. Bases 59 to 952 code for a protein of 297 amino acids.
GCGUGUGACGUCACACGCGUGCGACGUAGAUACGACGUACGUUCUCAUCCGAGAAAACAUGGCGUCCGUUUCAGAAAUGUACGAUGUUGGAUGGGAAGAGAUGAGAGACAAGCUUCGUAAAUGGAGAGAAGACAACUAUAGAAACAGUGAACAGAUAGUAGAUGUUGGUGAAGAGCUCAUCAGUGAGCAUGGAUCUAAACUGGGAGAUGACAUUUGGAUCAUUUAUGAGCAGGUGAUGAUCGCUGCACUGGACUGUAGUCGGGAUGACUUGGCUCUGACCUGUCUACAGGAACUGAGGAAGCAGUUUCCAGAAAGCCACAGAGUGAAGCGAUUAACAGGCAUGAGGCUGGAAGCUUUGGAAAAGUAUGAUGAGGCCAACAAGCACUAUGAUGCCAUUCUCCAAGAAGACCCCACCAAUACGGCAGCAAGGAAGCGCAAGAUUUCUAUACUGAGGGCCCAAGGGAAGAACACUGAAGCCAUAAGGGAGCUCAAUGAGUACUUGGAGCAGUUUGUUGGGGACCAAGAAGCAUGGCAUGAAUUAUCAGAACUCUACAUCAACGAACAUGACUAUGGAAAAGCAGCAUUUUGUCUGGAAGAGCUGAUGAUGACCAAUCCUCACAAUCACUUGUACUGUGAACAGUAUGCUGAGGUGAAGUACACGCAGGGAGGGCUGGAAAACCUUGAGCUGUCCAGAAAGUAUUUUGCUCAAGCGCUGAGGCUGAACAACCGAAACAUGAGGGCGUUGUUUGGUCUGUAUAUGUCUGCAAGUCACAUUGCUGCCAGUCCUAAAGUCAGUGCCAAGGUGAAGAAAGACAAUAUCAAGUAUGCUGCUUGGGCUGCUAAUCAAAUAAACAGAGCCUACAAGCUGGCUGGUCGAGGGUCCAAAGACAACAAAUGUUCCACGAAGGCAGUGGAGGAGAUGUUGGAGUCCAUGCAGAUCACCAUGUCUUAGAUACGCAUUUUUUCUGCACUCUCAAGUUGGAGCCAGAUGGCAGCUCGGACGUCUUUUCAGUUUGUCCAGAACUUCAUCUUAAAUUAAUUUAUUUUGUUGUUGUUGGUCCCAACCUUGUCAAAAUAGUUUUCUCUAACUACUUUCUUCUGACAGAAACUGUAAGACAUUUAUUAACCCCUCAACAGCAAAGACAUGUAAAACAGGCUCCAAGUAGUUCUCACCCUGAUGCAAAGCAUUCACAGACUGAGCCAUCCUGUCACCUCUCCAUCCCAGGCUCUUGUUAGUAAUUGAUGCCACAUUGGCAACAAUAACUUUAAGACAUGUGACCAGAAAAUGUACCGAGCUGUAAAGUUAAUACUACUAAUGGA